UAUUACUUGCCAUUUCCUCGUUGUCAUUGCGAGCAUUUAGAAUACUCCCUUUAAUCCAUAUUGUCGCCCCACAGACUUCACCUAUGCCCAUAUCACGUUUAGCCGCAUACCAACAUUCGAGGCAGUCCGACCCGUCUAACGAUUCUAUUCUUUUACCGUCAUCUAUUCAGCUUCGUCCUCACUUUUUGGCCUUUUCUCUAAGCGCGAGUUCCCGACUCGGACCUCGACAUCCGCCUUCUGAUGUGUCGAAUGAGAGAGUUUACCUAGCAAUGACUCUCCGGCUCUACGAAUCUAGUCCCUAGACUACUGUAUAAUCUACAAGCGCGAACCCCGUCACGCUGGCUGGAUUUCUCUGGUCUCGAAGGCCGGCUGCUCCGACGGACGCCACCGAUGUGACGAGUCCCUCUCCGAGACGUGCCUCCAGCGUUACCAUGACCGAGCCCUCGGCUCACCCCCAUCUGGCGCCGCAGUUCUGCUUCUCAACUGUAGCCCUUAGAGAUUUUCUACGGACGUCUCGCGGCGCCAUAGACGACUCGAUAGCUCAGAACCUCAAUGCGCUCGUGACACCUGCGCGGUCAGGCUUCGACCCCGCCUCGACCUCGGUUCGAACCCCGCGGGCGUCCAGCCAGCCCAUCGACCCACGCGCGUGCCGGACAUUCCAGGACAAGGUCCUAUUCCCUUCCUGGCAAGCCAGAUCCGACGUCCUGACCUAUUGCGCUUACGUGGCCACGAGCCCAGAUCCGGAUGACCCCGAAAUGGCUCUGCGAGCGGCCGAGACGGAGAAGAACCGCGAGCGGGUAGUCGACGAAAGGUUAGACCCGUACUCGGGGCGGUACUUCCCCCGGGAGCCUCGCACAGAGCAAUUGGCCGAUCUCCUGCGGCAAGAGAGGAGCGUGGAGAAGAUCGUUCGUUCCCGGACGUGGGGUUUGGUUCGAGAGCGCUGCGGCGAUGGCUUCCAGGAGGCCGAGGACGCGCUUAACCAUUGGAGAAGGGGGCGUGAGCGCCACGGCUCGGGAUAACGGUGACGAUGCUUAGAAAAACAAGAACAUCCCUAUUCUGGAGCAAUGUGUACCUAUACUAAUGCGAUGCGAACAUUUAAGCCACCCCAUGAGGAAUGGAACCGUUGGCUCGUGCCGAGAAUAUCCCCACCAGCUAGACCACGGAUACCUGCCGACAGAGAUGUGCAUAUAUCGGGUCGCUAGAUAUACGCAGCGUCUCCUAAGAUACCGGCGAGGUGCAUGUUGAUGUGGUUGUGUGCAAAUUCAGCGAUGAAGAAACGACAAUCAGUCAGUCCGUGGAUAGUGAGGCACACAUCACGCAAAAUUGCCAGUACGAAAAGGAUGCCGUACUCUGUAGGUAUCUCACCUAGACACGUAGAGUAUACCCAAUGUAAACACCGUAGAUCAGUUUGUCGUGGACAACAUCAGCGGACAACAUCAGCGAUGCAACUGCAUUGCACGGCAUCGUACUGGUUAGCAU
This is a messenger RNA of Durotheca rogersii, 1479 nucleotides long. Its product is annotated as putative caffeine-induced death protein Cid2. Bases 432 to 1019 code for a protein of 195 amino acids. The transcript is spliced from 2 exons. Lineage: Eukaryota; Fungi; Ascomycota; Sordariomycetes; Xylariales; Xylariaceae. Gene Ontology annotation, cellular component: mitochondrial intermembrane space; mitochondrion. The record is from RefSeq and is a predicted model, not a curated record.